Ziziphus jujuba (common jujube) is the source of this 1472-nucleotide messenger RNA. RefSeq lists its product as uncharacterized. The transcript is spliced from 13 exons. Gene Ontology annotation, molecular function: kinase activity. The record is from RefSeq and is a predicted model, not a curated record. NCBI's taxonomy places the organism in Eukaryota, Viridiplantae, Streptophyta, Magnoliopsida, Rosales, Rhamnaceae. Bases 130 to 1329 code for a protein of 399 amino acids.
UUGCUGGUUUCAGCUUUCAGCUAAGCCACAGCCAUUGUCACAGCCAAGCUUUAUCGGCUUCGCUUCCAAUUCCAAGUCCAAAGCCAAUCCCAUAUUUCUCUGUGUGACACACUCACAGCAGCAAAAAGAAUGUUAUCCUCGUGUAGUACACCUCCCAAUGCCAGUCUUGUAAAUGCUUUAAGCUUCUCUUCCUUUACAUCCCAGGCUCAUUCAAACAGGGUCAAAAUGUCGUCAGAUUCGCAUCCUCAUCUUCCUGAAAGUCGCAUCGUUGUGGGUGUUGGUGGUAUUUCGGUAGAUUUCUUGGCUACAGUGGCUGCUUAUCCAAAGCCCGACGACAAGAUUAGAAGCACCAGUUUGAAGGUUGGAGGAGGUGGAAACGCAGGGAAUGCGUUGACUUGUGCAUCUCGGUUGGGUUUAAAUGCAAGGCUGAUUACAAAGGUUGCUGAUGAUUCACAAGGAAAGGGAAUACUCGACGAGCUCCAAGCUGACGGCGUUGAUACUUCUUUUAUGGUGGUCUCCGAGGGUGGUAAUUCACCAUUUACUUAUGUCAUUGUUGAUGAACAAACGAAGACUCGUACUUGUAUUAACACCCCUGGAUAUCCUCCCAUGAUACCUGACGAGCUUUCCCAGUCAAGUUUAUCAUCUGCACUGGAUGGAGCAAGAAUUGUCUAUUCUGAUGUACGGUUGCAUGAAACUGCUUUAGUUAUUGCCCAGGAGGCGCUUCGUAGAAAUAUACCUAUUUUAAUUGAUUCGGAAAGGAAAAGGGAAGGGUUGGAUGAUCUUCUGAAAUUGGCUAGUUAUGUAGUGUGCUCGGCAAAAUUUCCACAGGCAUGGACUGAAGCACCAUCUGUUCCAAGUGCACUUGUUUCCAUCCUUUUGAGAUUGCCAAAUAUCAAAUUUGUGAUUGUAACAUUGGGUGAAGAUGGAUGCAUAAUGCUUGAGAGAAGUGCCAACGAGGAUCCUCAGACAGAAGAAAUUGAUGUAGACAGCUUGUUAGAAUUGCUGAAGCAGCAAAAGGACGAUAACACAGCCAUCCCAACAUGUGUUUCGUCGUCAGUGACAAAGUUAAGAGCUAACAAGUUUGGGACAGUGCACGGAAGGUUGAUUGUGGGAACAGCUGAGAAGAUACCACCUUCUGAACUCGUUGAUACAACUGGUGCUGGAGAUGCUUUUAUUGGAGCAGUCCUUUAUGCUAUUUGCACCAACAUGCCAGCUGAGAAAAUGUUGCCAUUUGCUGCUCAAGUGGCUGCCGCCUGCUGUAGGGGUUUGGGUGCUCGAACUGCACUUCCGCAUGGCACAGAUCCACGUCUGGCAUCAUUCUUAAGUUGAUUUUUGGGGAAAUAAUACCUCAUUUUCAGCUCUUUCAUCACACAAAUUUUUAUAAUGGUUUUUGUAAAUAUUUUGUAACCUUGGCCAUUUUUAUGUCCCUUGUAGAGAACUGUUCAAAACACUAAUAAAAGUUCAAUUUAUUA